CGGACACCAUCCGCAAAGAUGGGGCUUGUCGUGGCCCUCUGGACGGCGCUGGCGCUGGCCGCGCUCUGCGCGCAGGCCGAGCGAACGUACUCGGAAGACUUGAUGCUGCGGCCUCUGCCUGGCCUUGGUAAGGUCGCCGCCCACUUUAGCUUUUUGCACGAGGUCGACGGCGACACGGCGCCGAGCGCGCAGCACUUUGAUGUGUUCCCCAAGCACAUGCGCCAGGUCCUGCACAAGUUCAACGUCGAUGAGUUCGAGCUCACGUUUGCGAAUGGCCUAUGGCGCCACGAGCAAUGGGGCGAUGCAUGGGACGCCGCUCCGUUCGGCGCGCUCUUGUCCGCUGACGUGGCAUCGCGCGACGACUUUCAUGGCCUCGCGCAGGCCCUUGCCGGCAUCUUCUCGGCGUCGCUCAACAAGAUGGACGGAGCUGCUGUGCACACGCAUGGCGCUCGGCUCUUCGAGAGCAACUUGCCGCGCGAAGAGCUCUGCACGGAGAACCUCAGUCCGUGGCUCAAGCUUCUGCCUUGCCGGUCGCACGCCGGUCUCGGCGCGUUUGUGCAUCCGCUCCACGUCCUCGAUAGCGACUACGUCUCGAUGCGCCUUCGCGUCUCGCGGCAAGCAUCCAAGCUCUCGCUGCACCAGACGCUCACGUUCGUCAAGCGCGUUGACGACGGCUGGUCGCUCGCAUCGGCCCUCGGCGCCACCGAGGCGUCCAUGUGUCUCUUAGCGACCGAGUCGUCGAUCACGACCGAGCUCGCGUCCGAGAAACCGAUGUAUGUCACGACGCCGCCCGUGGCGGUUGAACGGUAUCGCAACAUCUACAAACACGUUGUACCGCUUGCCGGCCUCACGUCGGUGCAAGAGCCGUGGCUCGCGACGACACCGCCACCCGCGCCCAAGUCGUUUUGGCACGCGGCGUCCGUGCACCGAUACCUCACGGGCUUUGGCCAAGUCCGUGGCGGCGUCGCGAUGCGCCUCGUCAACAAGGACCCCAAGGCGCCGCUGCACAUUGCAUACAACGAGACGAUCCCGUCCUUCAUGCGCGUCUACUUUAGUUCGCUCCGCCUCGCUAUCAACGGCCAGCGACUCGAUGCAAACACGUCGUUUGUCGUGUUGACGCCGGCGAAAACACGAGGCGAGCUCGCCCACCUCCGUGUCGUGCUCACGCUGCCGCCGCAGAGUCGGCUGGAGCUCGCAUAUGCGUUUGAAAAGAGCUUUCUGCCCAUCGAGUCGCACCCGCCGGACGCAAGCCGCGGGUUUGACGCGCCGGCCGCCAGUGUCCACGUGACGCGCGGGCGUCAAGCAACGGUACUGUACACGGAGCCGCUGCUCGUGCAGCUGCCUGUACCCGACUUUAGCAUGCCGUACAACGUAAUCUGCCUCACGUCGACGGUCGUGAGCAUGGCCAUGGGCUCGUUCGUAAACACGCUGCUGCGGCACGAGCGCAAGCGCAGCAACCUCGGGAAGCUCGUCCACGGCCUCAAGCGUCUCGUCCAGCGUCUACUCCGGCGACGCACCAAGGAAAAGACCGACUAGGAGCCUCUCAGCAAACUAAAAGGCAUUCUAGUACGUGCAGUCCCUCGUCCCACCCCAACACACCCCAGCGCGCCACGGGUCGUGUGAAACAGUGUUUGGCGUCCCUGCCUAUACAGCGUUUAAUACAGUGUCUCCUGCGCUGACCCAGAG
Molecule: messenger RNA, 1686 nt
Organism: Saprolegnia diclina VS20
Lineage: Eukaryota; Oomycota; Saprolegniomycetes; Saprolegniales; Saprolegniaceae
Exons: 1
Coding region: 19-1536 (505 amino acids)
Biological process (GO): attachment of GPI anchor to protein
Cellular component (GO): GPI-anchor transamidase complex
Source: RefSeq, a predicted model, not a curated record